Molecule: messenger RNA, 828 nt
Organism: Pestalotiopsis fici W106-1
Lineage: Eukaryota; Fungi; Ascomycota; Sordariomycetes; Amphisphaeriales; Sporocadaceae
Exons: 1
Coding region: 1-828 (275 amino acids)
Biological process (GO): proteolysis
Molecular function (GO): serine-type peptidase activity
Source: RefSeq, a predicted model, not a curated record
AUGGCACUGCCGGUCACCACCAAUGGGACCUACGUGGGUCCCGAAAACGGUCAUCUCGUCAUUGUAGGAGGAAACCUCCAGUCCGAUACCAUAUGGCAAAAGAUUAUAGAGCUUGCCGGAGGACCGGAUGCAUCAAUCGUGGUGAUCCCAACGGCCGGCGGUGAGCCGACCUACAACGACACCUUGCCCAGCGCCGCCUCUCUGCGUAAGAACGGUUCUCUAAACGUCACCGUGUUGCACACCUACGAUCCAGCGGUCGCAGACACUGACGAUUUUGUGGCCCCGCUCCGGGAAGCCAAGGGCGUCUACUUUGAUGGCGGGCGACAGUGGCGUAUUGUGGAUGCCUAUGCCGGGACUAAGGCCGAGCGGGCAUUCCAAGCUGUACUGGAUCGUGGCGGCGUCAUUUCUGGAUCUUCUGCUGGCGCAAGUGUACAAGCAUCGUUUCUUGCACGCGGAGACACGGAGAACAAUCAAAUCAUGAUUGGGGACCACACUGUUGGGUUUGGGUAUCUCAAGAAUGCUGCUAUCGACCAGCACGUUCUGGUAAGGAAUCGACAAUUCGACAUGUUCGACAUUCUCAAAGUACAUCCGGAGUUACUGGGUGUGGCUAUUGAUGAGAAUACGGCACUCUUAGUUCAUAAGAAUGAGGCCACAGUUUUCGAAGGAACAUAUGUACUAAUCUACGACGGGGGCUUCUGGUCGAGAGAGGAGCUGAGCGAGCUGAAACACCUUCCGCCGCCAGAAAGUCGGUUCUACUUUCUUCGACCAGGUGAUCAGUACGAUCUAGGGGAGAGGAAAGUGAUUGAAACGAGUGAAACAGAGCUAUAA